CUAUAUAUUCCACUGCUUCCCCUUCAACAACCCUAAUUUGUGCUCUGUGCUCCAAGCAAAAGCAGCUCCAAAUCAACAAUUUCUGUGCUGCAAUGGGUUCCAGCGAGUUGGCUUGCAUAUACGCCUCUCUCAUUCUCCACGAUGAAGAGAUCCCAAUUAGCGCGGAGAAAAUCAAUACUUUGUUGAAGGCUGCUAAUGUUUGUGUUGAGUCCUACUGGCCCGGCCUCUUCGCCAGACUCGCCAACAGCAGGAACAUCGAUGACCUCAUUUUUAACUGUGGCACCGCCGGCGGUGCUGCCGUUGCCGUUUCCGCUCCUGCCGCUGCCGCCGGUGGUGGUGGUGCUGCCGCCGCACCUGCUGCUGAGGAAAAGAAGGAAGAGCCGAAGGAAGAAAGUGACGACGACAUGGGUUUUAGUUUGUUUGAUUAGAUCUUUUUUAUAGUUUAUUGUAGCCAGACUAGGACUCCUUUCGAGAGUUCGCUUAAUCCACAACUUGUUUUGUUCUAUAAAAUUUUUAUCGUUGAGAUUAGCCAAUCGACUAUUAUAAUUAAUUGUUGAAUUUUUGUGAGUUUUUUAAAAUUUUUGUGUGGUAACUAAGUUUCUAAUUGACUUGUUCACUUUCGUAUUCUGUUUGCCAUCGAUAUAGCACUUGUCUAUUCUUCAACAUGGAGCGGUUGUUUUUUUUUUUUUUUUUGUGGAAAAUG
Messenger RNA from Abrus precatorius (Indian licorice), 703 nucleotides. RefSeq names its product 60S acidic ribosomal protein P1. The record is from RefSeq and is a predicted model, not a curated record. Bases 93 to 428 code for a protein of 111 amino acids. Gene Ontology annotation, molecular function: structural constituent of ribosome; ribonucleoprotein complex binding; protein kinase activator activity. Gene Ontology annotation, cellular component: cytosolic large ribosomal subunit; ribosome. The transcript is spliced from 3 exons. Gene Ontology annotation, biological process: cytoplasmic translation; translational elongation. Lineage: Eukaryota; Viridiplantae; Streptophyta; Magnoliopsida; Fabales; Fabaceae.